Messenger RNA from Carcharodon carcharias (great white shark), 3690 nucleotides. Its product is annotated as P2Y purinoceptor 14-like. The coding region runs from base 601 to 1539 and encodes 312 amino acids. Gene Ontology annotation, biological process: G protein-coupled receptor signaling pathway. The transcript has 2 exons. NCBI's taxonomy places the organism in Eukaryota, Metazoa, Chordata, Chondrichthyes, Lamniformes, Lamnidae. Gene Ontology annotation, molecular function: G protein-coupled purinergic nucleotide receptor activity. The record is from RefSeq and is a predicted model, not a curated record. Gene Ontology annotation, cellular component: membrane.
GUCUUUGAAAUCCUCCAAGCGAGAAAGUGCGCAAACAGAAAUUUAAGGAGUAAUUCUACUUGACACUUUUUUUCCCACUUGGAAAACAAUCCCCAAGAUUUAAUCAGCAACUCAUUGGAAGUUCCCCAUUUGUACAAGGUCCAUCCGUGAUAUCCAAAGGAAAGUUUGACAAAGAGCCCAAGAGCUACAUAUUGGGGGCACUGAGCGCCAAUGUCUACGAACAGGGCGUCAAACUGAUGUUGACAAUCAACAACACGUUCUAGAAACUGCCCUGUUUAAGAUUAUAAAGGAAGUCAUAACUUCCUGAAAAGUGUGACAUCUGAGGAACAGCAACCCCACCUACCACACCAGUUUGAUAGACGGUUGCCAUCUACCAUCUGCUUACACUUUUUCUGUUACUCCACCAACCAGCAAAUUUAUGCAAUGGCUUUGGGCUGUACAAUAAUCUCUCUUCCUUUUAUUUAAGCUUCAACUUCAGCUGCUUUGGAUUCAUUUGGUGUUAGAAGUGCAUGCUGAGGAAAUUGUCAAAAGGAUCAUCAUCUGCGAAGGUUUACAGAAAACAUCAAGAUCUGCAGCUGAUCCUAAAAUAAAAAUACAGAAAUGAACACAAGCAACUGCACAGACUUGACGAACACUGCAGUGACGAAGCUGACUCUCCCAGUUUUGUAUUUCUCGGUUUUUAUUGGAGGGUUACUGCUGAACUCACUGGCUGCCUGGAUCUUCUGUCACAUUCCAAGUCAAUCCAGCUUUGUGGUUUAUCUCAAGAACAUCGUCACCGCUGAUGUGAUGAUGCUCAUCACGCUUCCUUUUAAAAUCCUGUCUGAUUCAAGUCUUGGACCCUGGCAGCUGAAAGCAUUUGCGUGUCGUUACACUCUCGUGUUCUUCUAUAGCAGCAUGUACCUGAGCAUAAUGUUCCUCGGCCUCAUCAGUUUCGACAGGUAUUUGAAGAUAGUAUGGCCCAUGAGAAACCUCAUGGUGCAAAGGAUCAUCUUUGCCAAGGUCAUUAGUGCAGGCUGUUGGGUCGUAAUGAUGGGCUCUGCGCUUCCCAGCAUCAUUUGGACAAACAAGACACCCACAAAGGAAACUGCAGCACAGUGUCAUCAGUUGAAAAACCAGCUCGGUAAAAAUUGGCACAAAUUCGUCAUUAUAAAAUGCGGAGCUAUUUUUUGGAUGACUUUUGUCCUCCUCAUUGUGUGUUAUUCGGCCAUCUUAAAAAAAGUAUACUGGUCCGAUCAAAAAUUCCAAAAGGACUCCAGCAACGUGAAAAAGAAAGCAAAUCGUAACAUAUUCAGCAUCAUGGGAGUCUUCAUCGUCUGCUUUGUGCCUUAUCAUGUUGUCAGACUCAUCAAUGAUAAAAUCCGUGAUCAGGGAAAGUGUGCAACAUUCGCAUUGUAUUAUGCAAAGGAGAUCUCUCAGUUUCUAUGUGCAUUUAAUGUUUGCCUUGACCCAAUCAUCUAUUUCUUGCUCUGCAAGUUAUUCACCAAGCUGCUGUUUAAAAGGAUGCGAGUAAAACAAGAUCUCGAAAUAGAAAUGUCUUAAGUGAAGACAUUGGAAUUCACUGCCAAAUAUACGUGCACUUAACCAUCCAGCUCUAACAAAGCAAUCACCUCCAAGUUCCUACUGGUUCCCUCAGCCAAAUCAUUAGAUUUUACUACAAAUGCUAUGUUAAGCCCUUGACUGCUCCAUAUUGGAGAGACAGCAGGAGCAGUUUCAAAAACCUACCCAAGCAACUAGUCACACAAAGCAAACGUCCAAGCGACGUAAAUCAACCCGAAAAUUUGGGAAAUUUGCAAUUCUCAGUCUCUCUCUCUUAAACCCUGGACUUGCCAAUUUGCACAUUAAUAACAGUGCACCGUUAUCACACCAUUAAUUUUCCAGCAAGAUUGGGCACCAUAUGUAUGUCACUAACCCUUUUCCUAAACUGAAACAUGGGUGAGAACACAUGUACAUCCAUAAUCUAGACACAGUCCGCCGUGAAAAACCUAUUACUUUAUAAGGGCCACAAAGCACCGUCUGACUACCUGUAUUUUCUUCUAUUGUGACACUGGGGGAAGCUGACUGCACAUUUACUGACAUCUAAAGUAAUGAUGGAAGCCGUGAAUCACAUUGCUGAUUAAUGCUUCUCAUAAAUAUUCUUCAGUAGCAAUAAACUUUGACCUAUAUUUAAACACCCAGACAUUAAUGGGACAGCUGCUUGUUUUCUAUUCUUAGCUCCUACAUUGAUGUUAAGACAUUAUAAUUUUCCUUUUUGUUUUACUCACUAGUCACAUUCCACAGGCCACUCCUUACUUACCUUCCUCUUGCAGCAGAAUGGAGUGAAGGGGAUGCGGAUCUGGUCAGCAUGCCAGGACAAUUUCCUUUUAUGUGAUGCACUGGCUUAUUUGGCUUUCUGUAAAUAAUUUCACAUUGAAUUAAAUAUUCUAACUUGAACUUCCUUCCUUAGACUCUGCAUGUCUCAAAUAAGAAUUCUUAAAUCGAAUUGCUUGAAGCGUUGUUGCUUUCCCUCUUCACACAGGUCCCAGAUCCCCCAUCAACAGCGCUGUGUCAAAAAUGAUUACCCUAAGCUGCUGCAUUGAAACUCCAUUCAAAGCCUGUGGGCAAUUGUAAAUUCAUUGAACAGAGAUUCCACGGCUACUGAUAGCAAAUUCCGAGCUAAUAGUGGUCUGUGUAGGUCCUCUGCUGAUUUCUCCAAAUCACAAAGCAGGUCUUCUUUCCUUAACACCUCUACUCAAUCUUAUGCUGCGCAAUUCUUUAUGUUUGUAGAAUGCAUUAUUUGCUAUUGCUAUUCAAGCUCUGAUUUCUUUCUGGCAGUAACCAAAUUCUGACGAGAUGCUUCCCAGAUACUUAAAUUGUGAGACUUGGUCCAGCUUUUGAUCAUUUAUCUUGACCUCUGCUUUCCUUCCAUAAUUUGUCCUAAUCUUCAUAACUUUGUCUUUUUUACAUUAAUUUUCAUUCCGUGAGCUUUUAACACUUCACUCAGUCUAUCUGUAGAUCUUCUGAUGUGCUAGCCACUUGGAUCUGAUCAUCUGCAAAUCUCACUAUCUUCACCAAGUGACCUCCUACGUCGACACCUUUCUGUACUUCAUCUCAAGCUUCUUUUAUCAUGUCUUCCACAUAGCGGAACAGCAAUGGUGAGCAUAAACAGACUAGCACCCUGAAUACGAGUUUCAAUUUUGUGACCCAAUGUAAAAUAACAAAAUGCUGUACAGAAAUAACACCAGAUUGUUUUCCUUAAACUUUCUGUAGCAAGUGAAAGAGCAAAGCGCAGAAGUGCAGUUUCCCUGUUGCUUCACUGAGUAAACUAGUGUUGCACACAAGGGCUGUGAAACUGAAAAUGAUGACAGGGUCAAUUCUUGGUCUGUGCUGAGUUCACUGAUCUCAUGGAAGGUAUAAUUCUGGGCCAGGAAUGGAAACAGUCUGGGUAAGAGUCAAAUGAUGCCUUCUGUAAUGAAUUGUCUAUCUAUUCUCUAGCUUUUGGUCUCACAAGCAGCAAAGUACCAGGCAGCUGCUGGACUCCCUGGAAUCUCAUUCUGGUGAGAUUCAGGAGAAAUGCAACAAUAUUCAACAGCAUUAAAAUGCACAAGAAACUCCUAAGGUUUAUUCGAAUGCUUUAACGUUUUCUUGCUGUUGCUAACAUAUUGCUUCAAUGCUGUACUUAGAGAUUCAAAUUAAACGCUAAUUUAUGAGAAA